Molecule: messenger RNA, 3097 nt
Organism: Clarias gariepinus (North African catfish)
Lineage: Eukaryota; Metazoa; Chordata; Actinopteri; Siluriformes; Clariidae
Gene: dph2
Product: diphthamide biosynthesis 2
Biological process (GO): protein histidyl modification to diphthamide
Molecular function (GO): 2-(3-amino-3-carboxypropyl)histidine synthase activity
Source: RefSeq, a predicted model, not a curated record
UAAUGGGGCUCGAUCUAGCGAAGAAGACCGCAUCCCUGACGUGCAGCUCCCUUCACGUGGAAGUCAGUUCUGUGGAAAAGCGAGGUUUUACUUUAGUGCUGAAUGUAGCUCUCCAGCUUUAAGCACCAUGGCGGAGGUUUUUAGCAGUAACAGCGAGACGGUGUUACAGCGCAGUGUGGAUGUGAAUCUCAGUGAAUCAGGAAUCCGGCCCGAAGAUCUACAGGAACUUUAUCAGAUCAACGAGACCUGUUCCUUUAUUACCAGUAACAAUUUCCAAAAGGUAGCUUUGCAGUUUCCUGAUGAACUCCUGGUAGAUUCUGUAGGAGUCUCUGCAGCAUUGGAGAGGGAGACCAAUGCAAAGACGUAUAUUUUAGGAGACACCACCUAUGGCAGCUGCUGCGUGGAUGAAGUAGCUGCUGAGCACGUCGGCGCUGACUGCAUCGUGCACUACGGCCGCUCGUGUCUCAGUCCGUCUGGACGUCUGCCUCUUAUGUACGUGUUCGGAAAGAGACCCAUCAAUGUGCAGGAGUGUGCUGCAGCAUUCAGGGAACUCUACCCUGACCGGGAGAGUCACGUGAUCAUAUUGUAUGAUGUCACCUACUUACACGCUAUGGAUGACUUCCAAAGGCUGUUGGGUGACUCCUACCCCAACGCUGUGUUCUCUGUACUAAGAGCGGAUCAUUCACAAGAUCGGGUCUACUACGGAUCCCUUAAAGCCAGCAUUAACUCAGACGACGGGCGUGUUCAUAAAUUCGGCCGGCAAUUUGGUUUAAAACCAGGAAAGAGCAUUGAGGACUACAGGAUGUUCUACGUCGGCCACGAGGGUCUUACUCUCACUAACUUCAUGAUGACAUGGAACCGCUGCGCUUUCGGUUCAUUCGACCCUGACACGUCGACAGGCCGAGCCGAAUCGAUCAACAUCAAUAAAGCGCUGAUGAAGCGCUAUUACGCCAUCGAGCGGGCAAAGGACGCCAACGUGGUGGGAAUCCUGGUGGGCACGUUGGGCGUCGCGAACUACUUGAGCAUCAUCGAGCAGCUUAAAGAAAGUAUUCGCAAGGCCGGAAAGAAGAGCUAUAUGUUUGCGAUGGGCAAGAUCAACGUCUCAAAGCUGGCCAACUUCCUCGAGAUCGAUGUGUACGUGUUAGUGGCUUGUCCAGAGAACUCACUGCUGGAUUCUAGCGAGUUCUACAGGCCGGUGGUCACGCCGUUUGAGAUGGAGGUGGCCUGUAACAAGAAUCGCGAGUGGAACGGAGAAUACAUCACUGAUUUUCAAGACUUGCUGCCCGGAGGCUGCAGUCACGUGGACUUUCCUGAGUCAGAUCAAUCCGCUAAUGAUGACACAACAGAUGUGUCACUAAUCACUGGAGCACUGCGGACUUCCUGUUUACGAUCUUCUUCUGAGUCAACAGAUGGUUCGUCAUUGCCUUCUUCAGUUGUGGUCAGGAAUCAGACUCUAACUCUGGCCAACACAAAUAUUGCAGCGUCUUUUCUCGCUGGCCGGAGCUGGCAGGGUUUGGAGCCCAAGCUGGGGGAAACACCGGUGGUUAAAGCUGUGGAGGGAAGACGCGGUAUUGCGAUUGCUUAUGAGGAGGGUAAAGACUGCUUGACCUCAUCAUAAAGCACUAAACUGCAAGAAACACUCUGGAGGCCAAAAGGAAAUUAGAAAGACAGACACCACUGCUCAAACAUGUUACAUCAUGUUUAAUAUAAAACUCAGAGGAAGUGUCAAUCCACUGACACCGGACAAAAGUACGUAAUUAUGGACGUAAUAUGCCCUGUUUAAGCUAAGGCGACUAUCAGAAUUAUUUUCUGUAAUCAAAAAGAGAAGGCUUUUUUAAACAUCUGGAUAAAGAUUCCACAAAGGACAUGGAUAUAAACCAAAUGUGAGGUUUUAUUUUAGCAGGUGGUAGUAGAAAUUUCUGUAUUGCGUAUUAUGCCCAGAGAUGUAGACUGUCAUCUCUGAGCUUCUUCACAUUAUAAGCCAAAAAAACAACAAAAACUGAAAUAGGUCUUCUGCUUGGACAAAACCCAGUGAACAACCAACAAUAAAAAAUAUAUAUACAGUUCAAUAUACUUUUUCUGUCUUUUUUUUUUCUCUUGAUUCUUGGUUUUCUGAUGAAGAACUGCAUGUUGUUUUCAACCCUGACCAUAUGUAGACAUUUUCAGCCUGAAACCAUCUGGGCUUACAGUUUUGCGUUCAAGCAAAAGCUGAAAGGUUUAAGGUUAAGUGAUUUGCCACCACCUUUCUUCAACCUGCACGCUUUGGUAGAGAAAUGAUAAUAGCUCUAUUAUGCUUCCAUAAUGACUCCUGUGAUUGGUUAAUGUUGAUCUAAUCAGAGUUAAAUUAGGCUUUAUGUCCCGCAGAAAAAGCAGGGACAGCAGUUCCUUCCUUGAGUUCUUUGGCAUGUACAGUUGGGGCCAAUGAUGGGGUGUGAACCAUGUUCAUCGGCUUGGUUUUUAUUUAAGUACACAAUGUUACAAGAAAUUGUAAUGUUGUACAGUUGUGUGAGAUGUACAGUACCAGUCAAAAGUUUGGACACAGGUUUGGAUUUAUUUUCUACAUCCUAGAUACUACAACACAGAAUUAUUAUUAUUAUUAUUAUUAUUAUUAUUUUUACAAAUUAUGAAAUAACACGUAUAGUAUUAGGUAAUUAAGGAACAACAACAGCAGGUGUUAUUUUAAGACAAGUAGGUCAGAUGUUCUGGAACAGGGCUUGCAAUAACAGUACUGUGAAGUGCAUUUGCUAAACCCAUCUGCUCCAGACGAGAAGUUCAUUUAGAGAUACCAGACCUAGAAAUCACCUACUGUAUUAACAAACGACUCAAAUUAGAGUCAUUGUGAAGGCCUUACAGAGCAUAAGACGUCUCAAAAUCAACUGUGCAAAGGAGAUUAUUGCAUAUUUUGGAUGCCUUCAGCAUUGUUUUAAAAAUCAGGAAUCAUGUUCAUCAUAAGUAUGCCGGUGUAAAGUAUAUCGAACCCAUCGAAAUUCACGGCGAUGGUUACAGAGCGUAAGUAGCAGACACAUCUUAAUAUUAACUUUGAAUACCUUCAGCAUUGUUUUAUAAUGUAGAAAGAAAUACAAAAUCAGAAAAGAUC